AUGGCGCUUUACCGCAAUCAUGACCCUCAACUGACUGAGCACCCGGUUAUCUUGUCGCAGCUCGACAAUCGCGAGGUGCGAAACUACCUCCUGAUAGCCGCGUGGAUGGUGAUGAUCCGCGCUCUCGCUCGCAUUCAUGAGGUUCAGCAUGACGUCGAUGUCGAAAUGGAAGACGCUUGA
Postia placenta MAD-698-R-SB12 is the source of this 180-nucleotide messenger RNA. RefSeq lists its product as hypothetical. Lineage: Eukaryota; Fungi; Basidiomycota; Agaricomycetes; Polyporales; Adustoporiaceae. The coding region runs from base 1 to 180 and encodes 59 amino acids. The record is from RefSeq and is a predicted model, not a curated record. The transcript is spliced from 2 exons.